AUGAGGCCCCCAACCACCACCCGCUGCCCCGGGCGCGUCCUUCGGAACCCCUGGAGGAGCUUCUUGCCUCUCACGCUGGCUCUCUUCGUGGGCAUGGGUCAUGCUCAGAGGGACCCGUUGGGCAGAUACGAGCCGGCUGGAAGGGACGCGAGUCGGCUGCGGCGCCCCGGGGGCAGCCACCCCGCAGCGGCUACAGCCAAGGUGUACAGUCUGUUCCGGGAGCAGAACGUGCCCGUCCCGGCUUUGCCGCCCGCGGAGCGGACCCAACCUGGCUGGGGGAGCCCCAGCAGGCCCGCCGAGGCGGAGGCCAGGAGGCCUCCCCGCGCGCAGCAGCCGCGGCGAGUCCAGCCACCUGCGCAGACCUGGAGAAGCCGGCCCCUGCGCCAGCAGCAGUCCGCACCCCGGGCCCAGGCCCCCCCGGCUCUCCCGCGCCUCGGGACCGCGCAGCGGCCGCGGGCUGCGCGAGGGCGGCUAACGGGGAGGAAUGUCUGCGGGGGACAGUGCUGCCCAGGAUGGACAACAGCAAAUAGUACCAACCACUGUAUCAAACCCGUGUGCCAGCCGCCCUGCCAGAACAGGGGCUCCUGCAGCAGGCCCCAGCUCUGCGUGUGCCGCUCCGGCUUCCGCGGAGCCCGCUGCGAAGAGAUCAUUCCUGAGGAGGAAUUCGACCCCCAGAACUCCAGGCCGGCACCCCGACGCUCAGCCCAGGGGUCUCCCAACCUGCGCAGGAGCAGUGCGGCCGGAGAAAUCACCACAGCCAGAGCGCGGCCUCCAGCACCACAGCCGCCACUGGCCAGGCAGUCCUCUCCAGCUGGGACCCUGAGUGGGCUCAGCCAGACACACGCCACCCAGCAGCACGUGGGGCUGUCCCAGACUGUCCGACUUUAUCUGGCCACUGCGGCCAAUGGCCAGCUGACCUCCAAUGCCCUGCCCAUGGGGCCAGGCCCUGAACGGAAGGAUGGUGCCCAGCAGGCAGCAUAUCUGGGCCACCCGUCAUCCUCCUGGGGGCUGAAUCUCACGGAGAAAAUCAAGAAGAUCAAGAUCGUCUUCACUCCCACCGUCUGCAAGCAGACCUGUGCCCAUGGGCGCUGUGCCAGCAGCUGCGAGCGUGGCGACACCACCACCCUGUACAGCCAGAGCGGCCACGGGCAUGACCCCAAGUCUGGUUUCCGAAUCUAUUUCUGCCAGAUCCCCUGCCUGAAUGGAGGCCGCUGCAUUGGUAGGGACGAAUGCUGGUGCCCCACCAACUCCACUGGGAAGUUCUGCCACCUGCCCGCUCCCAAUCUGGACAGGGAGCCUCCAGAGAGGGGGGUCCACCACAGGACCUCGCCACAGGGCCCCUUGAAGCAGUCCACCUUCACACUGCCUCUCUCCAACCAGCUGGCCUCUGUGAACCCCUCCUUGGUGAAGGUGCACAUCCACCACCCGCCUGAGGCCUCCGUGCAGGUCCACCAGGUGGCUCGGGUACGGGGCGAGGUCGAGGAGGCCCCGGAGAACAGCGUGGAGACCAGACCCUCGCCCUGGCUCCCCGCCAGCCCUGGCCAUGGUCACCGGGGCAGCAACAGCAUCCCGGCUCGGUCUGGAGUGGUUCCUCGGCCGCCACCCCCGGUGGUGCCCAGGCCUCCUGCACUGCUGGGCCGGUGCUACCUGAGUGCUGUGAAUGGACAGUGUGCCAACCCCCUGCUGGAGCUGACUGCCCAAGAGGACUGCUGUGGCAGUGUGGGAGCCUUCUGGGGAGUGACCUCCUGUGCCCCGUGUCCACCCAGACCAGCCUCCCCAAUGAUUGAAAAUGGCCAGCUGGAGUGUCCCCAGGGGUACAAGAGACUGAACCUCACUCACUGCCAAGAUAUCAACGAGUGCCUGACCCUGGGCCUGUGCGAGGACUCGGAUUGCGUGAACACCAGGGGCAGCUACCUGUGCACCUGCAGACCUGGCCUCCUGCUGGAUCCGUCCAGGAGUCGCUGUGUGUCGGACAAGGCCGUCUCCAUGCAGCAGGGGCUGUGCUACCGGUUGCUGGGGCCCGGCACCUGCACCCUGCCUUUGGCCCAGCAGAUCACCAAGCAGAUAUGCUGCUGCAGCCGAGUGGGCAAAGCCUGGGGCAGCAAGUGUGAGAAGUGCCCCCUGCCUGGCACAGAGGCCUUCAGGGAGAUCUGCCCUGCCGGCCACGGCUACACCUACUCAAGCUCAGACAUCCGUCUGUCCAUGAGGAAAGCCGAGGAGGAGGAACUGACCAGGCCCUCGAGGCAACAGGGGCAGAAGAGCAAUGGGACCCUGCCCAGACCAGCAGAGAGGCAGCCACUCCGGGAGGCCACCGGCACCUGGCUGGAGGCCGGGACCAUCCCUGACAAAGGUGACUCUCAGGCUGGCCAGGUCACAACCAGUGUUACCCAGCUAUCUGCCUGGGUCCCAGGAGAGGCCAUAGGAAGACCAACGCCGCCACUGCCUGGACAGGGGAUCCAGGAGGCCCGGGAAAAAGAGCAAGUGACCGCCCCCACCGAUGUGCUGGUGACCCCGGCCCCGUCAGGCAUUGACAGAUGUGCUGCUAGAGCCACCAACAUCUGUGGCUCGGGAACCUGUGUGAACCUCCCUGAUGGAUACAGAUGCAUCUGCAGCCCCGGCUACCGGCUGCAUCCCAGCCAGGCCUACUGCACAGAUGAUGAUGAGUGUCUGAGAGACCCCUGUAAGGGAAGGGGGCGCUGUGUCAACCACAUGGGCUCCUACUCCUGCUUCUGCUACCCUGGCUACACGCUGGCCACCUCGGGGGCCACACGGGAAUGCCAAGACAUAGAUGAGUGUGGGCAGCCCGAGGUGUGCAGCGGGGGGCGGUGCACCAACACGGAGGGUUCCUACCACUGCGAGUGUGACCAGGGCUACAUGAUGGUCAGGAAGGGCCAUUGCCAAGAUAUCGACGAAUGCCAUCACCCCGGCACCUGCCCUGACGGGAGAUGCGUCAACUCCCCUGGCUCCUACACUUGCCUGCCCUGCGAGGAGGGCUACAGGGGCCAGAGUGGGAGCUGUGUAGAUGUGAAUGAGUGUCUGACCCCUGGGGUCUGCACCCAUGGAACGUGCAUCAACCUGGAGGGCUCCUUCAGAUGCUCUUGUGAGCCGGGCUACGAGGUCACCUCAGACGAGAAGGGCUGCCAAGAUGUUGACGAGUGUGCCAGCCGGGCCUCGUGCCCCGCGGGCCUCUGCCUCAACACGGAGGGCUCCUUCACCUGCUCGGCCUGCGAGAGUGGGUACUGGGUGAACGAGGACGGCACUGCCUGUGAAGACCUAGACGAGUGUGCCCUUCUGGGAGUCUGCCCCUCGGGAGUCUGCACCAACACUGCCGGCUCCUUCUCCUGCAGCGACUGCGAGCGGGGCUACCGGCCCAGCACCCUGGGCCACACCUGUGACGAUGUGGAUGAGUGUGAAGACCCCCAGAGCAGCUGCCUGGGAGGUGAGUGCAAGAACACGGCUGGCUCCUACCAGUGCCUCUGCCCCCCGGGCUUCCAGCUGGCCAAUGGCACCGUGUGUGAGGACGUGGACGAGUGCGUGGGAGAGGAGUACUGCGCACCGCGUGGCGAAUGCCUCAACAGCCACGGGUCCUUUUUCUGUCUCUGCGCCCCCGGCUUUGCCAGCGCAGAGGGGGGCGCCAGCUGCCAGGAUGUGGACGAGUGUGCAGUCACUGACCGGUGUCUUGGGGGGCAGUGUGUCAACACUGAGGGCUCCUUCAACUGUCUGUGCAAGACUGGCUUCCAGCCCUCCGCAGAGAGUGGGGAGUGUGUGGACAUUGAUGAGUGUGAGGACUUGGGAGACUCGGCGUGUGGGGGCUGGAGGUGUGAGAACAGCCCCGGCUCCUACCGCUGUGUCCCGGGCUGCCAGCCGGGCUUCCAUGUGGCCCCGACUGGAGACUGUGCUGACAUAGACGAGUGUGCCAACGACACCAUGUGUGGGAGCCACGGUUUCUGCGACAACACCGACGGCUCCUUCCGCUGCCUCUGUGACCAGGGCUUCGAGACCUCGCCCUCCGGCUGGGACUGCAUUGACGUGAAUGAGUGCGAGCUCAUGCUGGCGGUAUGCGGGGCGGCACUCUGCGAGAACGUGGAGGGCUCCUUCCUGUGCCUCUGCGCCAGCGACCUGGAGGAGUACGACGCUCAGGAGGGGCGCUGCCGACCGCGGGUGGCUGGAGGUCACAGGAUCCCUGAGGCCCUGCCAGGGGAACACCCCCCAGGCCCCAUCCGCAUGGGAUGCUACUCUGGGCAAAAGGGCCAGGCACCCUGCUCCAGUCUUCUGGGCCGGAACGCCACGCAGGCCGAGUGCUGCUGCACCCAGGGCACCGGCUGGGGAGAUGCCUGUGAGCUGUGCCCAGCCGAGGACUCAGUCGAAUUCAGCGAGAUCUGCCCUAGUGGGAAAGGCUACAUCCCUGUGGAAGGAGCCUGGAUGUUUGGACAGACCACAUACACAGAUGCCGAUGAGUGUGUGAUGUUUGGGCCCGGUCUCUGCCAGAACGGCCGGUGCCUCAACACGGUGCCUGGCUACAUCUGCCUGUGUGAUCCUGGCUACCACUACGACGCUGCCCGCAGGAAGUGUGAGGAUCACAAUGAGUGCCAGGACAUGGCCUGUGAGAAUGGCGGGUGUAUGAACACGGAAGGCUCUUUCCACUGCUUCUGCAGCCCGCCCCUCACCCUGGACCUCAGCCAGCAGCGCUGCGUGAACAGCACCAGCGGUGCGGAGGACCUGCCUGACCAUGACAUCCACACGGACAUCUGCUGGAAAAAAGUCACCAACUACGUGUGCAGCCAUCCCCUGCACGGGCGCCACACCACCUACACUGAGUGCUGCUGCCAGGACGGCGAGGCCUGGAGCCAGCAGUGUGCUCUGUGCCCCCCUAGGAGCUCUGAGGUCUACGCUCAGCUGUGCAACGUGGCCCGCAUUGAAGCGGAGCGGGAGGCCGGGGUCCACUUCCGGCCCGGCUACGAGUAUGGCCCUGGGCCCGACGACCUGCACUACAGCCUCUACGGCCCAGACGGGGUCCCCUUCUACAACUACCUGGGCCCCGAGGACACUAUCCCUGAGCCGCUCUUGCCCAACACGGCCAGCCGCCCAGGGGACCGCACACCGGUCCUUGAGCCUCCCCUGCAGCCCUCAGAACUCCAGCCCCACUACGUGGCCAGCCAUCCAGAGCACCAUGCCGGCUUCGAAGGGCUUCAGGCCGAGGAGUGCGGCAUCCUGAACGGCUGUGAGAAUGGCCGCUGCGUGCGCGUGCAGGAGGGCUACACCUGUGACUGCUUCGAGGGCUUCCAGCUGGACACGGCCAACAUGGCCUGUGUGGAUGUGAAUGAAUGUGAUGACUUGAACGGGCCUGCAGCACUCUGUGUCCACGGUCACUGCGAGAACACGGAGGGCUCCUACCGCUGCCACUGCCCCCCAGGUUAUGUUGCCGAGGCAGGCCCCCCACGCUGCACCACCAAGGAGUAG
Molecule: messenger RNA, 5460 nt
Organism: Lipotes vexillifer (Yangtze River dolphin)
Lineage: Eukaryota; Metazoa; Chordata; Mammalia; Artiodactyla; Lipotidae
Gene: LTBP2
Product: latent transforming growth factor beta binding protein 2
Exons: 38
Coding region: 1-5460 (1819 amino acids)
Molecular function (GO): calcium ion binding
Source: RefSeq, a predicted model, not a curated record